AAAGAAGAAGCAGACCGCUGUGGUUGCUUUGCCUGGAGCCGCACCACAACACUACUGAGAGGACGGCUGCAGCGAAUUAACAUCAACAACCCCGGUCAGUUUUUACAUAGGAGGAGGAAGCGUGUGUCGUCUAAUGUGGAUGGCUAAAAUUUCUGUAGUGAUUGGCUAACGCGGCAGACAACACAUCUGGGGGACACGUUAAAGCUGCCUCUCCCAGUGUCCAGUCCUCCCUGUGGUCUCGUCAAGAUGUCAGCUUUCUCUGAGGCGGCUUUAGAAAAGAAACUGUCCGAGCUCAGCAACUCACAGCAAAGUGUGCAGACGUUGUCGCUGUGGCUCAUUCAUCAUAGAAAACACUCGAGGACCAUUGUAAAUGUUUGGAUCAACGAACUGAAAAAAGCUCAGGUGUCACGCAAGCUGACCUUCCUUUACUUGGCCAAUGACGUCAUUCAGAACAGCAAGAAGAAAGGACCAGAAUUCACUCAGGACUUUGCACCGGUCAUUGUUGAUGCAUUCAAACACGUAUACAGAGAUGGCGAGGAGGGCUGUAAGAAACAGCUGGGUCGGGUUUUGUCAAUCUGGCAGGAGAGAGCUGUGUACGAGAAUAACCUGCUAGAUCAGCUCUCACAAGUCCUGUAUGGAGAAAAGAAGGCAAAGAAGCGGUCGUAUGAGGAGAUCCGACCAGAUGUUGAGGACUUUGCUUCACAGAGCUCACCAGCCGAGCCCCCACAGACAGCGGAGUUAAUCCGGGCUCUGCAGGAGCUGGAAAAUGCAGCCUCUGGUGAUUCAGUGCUGCGUCAGCGCAUCUCCUCCCUUCCUGCAGAGGUGCAAGACACGUCACUGCUUCACAGGAUCACAGAUAAGGAAUCAGGGGAGCGGCUUUCUCGGCUGGUGGAGGAGGCCUGCAUGUUGCUAGCAGACUACAGUGGCCGCUUGGCAGCAGAGAUUGAUGAUAGGAGGCAGCUCACACGCACACUAACGGUCUUCCUCCAAAGCCAGAAGGACGGCCUGACCCAGAACGAGCAGAAACUCGAAGAAUACAAGCGCAAACUGGCGAGGGUGACCCAGGUCCGGAAGGAGCUACGUUCGCGUCUGAACAACCUUCCGGGAGGACUCUACAACUCUUCAAACUGACUCAAGUUCCUGACCUUCCUGCUACUGAAACAUCUCAUGUCUCUUAGAUAUCUGAUCAGUGACAUUGCCACGCUCUUCUUUAUUUUGGAAAGUGUCUGUGUGGUGACCUGUGGUUCUCAUCUGUCUUUAACAGAUUAUUUAUCCACAUGGCUUUUAUUAACAGAAAUGUCCUUUUUGUUUUUCCUGUCAGUGCGGUCAUCUCUUUGUGCUUUGUGUCAUCAGCACAGUGAACAAAUUAAGAUUCAUAUAACAGACACAGGCCCGUCAUGCUUUGGCUCCAUUUUAGUUUCACAGCUUUGAAGUGGCAUAGGUGAUGCUGGUGUGAUAUUUUUGUAUUUAUAGUGACUUAAGAUAAUACACCAGAAGAUAUCCCUUUAUCCUUCAUAAUAAUUUUCAGUGUUUUGGAUUGCCGUCAUAGAGGGGUGUGUAAGCCAUGGGUUAGUGAGUGUACAUUUUGAAUUUGCAUGUAAAUAUGAUGGGAGUCACACCUGUAAGUGCUUAUGAUUGUGAAAUGGUCAUUCAGAUAAAUUACCGAGGUAUCUCUGUACCCCGAUAUCUUCAUAGUCACUCAGACCUCCACUAUACUGAAAUAAGGAGUGAAAGUCCGUUGUCAUGUUUACUGUAUGCUUCAUAGUUUUAUCCUUGAGUCUACUGAACGCUGUGCAGGAGGAGCCCCAGUUUGCAAAGCCACACUUAAGCUGUUUGUUUUUGUACAUAUAAGGGAAAUUCUUCCUUGAACCAAAUAAACACAAAAUGAACUAA
Epinephelus moara (kelp grouper) is the source of this 1893-nucleotide messenger RNA. Its product is annotated as regulation of nuclear pre-mRNA domain-containing protein 1A-like. The coding region runs from base 247 to 1131 and encodes 294 amino acids. Lineage: Eukaryota; Metazoa; Chordata; Actinopteri; Perciformes; Serranidae. Gene Ontology annotation, biological process: mRNA 3'-end processing. Gene Ontology annotation, cellular component: RNA polymerase II, holoenzyme. Gene Ontology annotation, molecular function: RNA polymerase II C-terminal domain binding. The transcript has 7 exons. The record is from RefSeq and is a predicted model, not a curated record.